Messenger RNA from Serpula lacrymans var. lacrymans S7.9, 1827 nucleotides. RefSeq lists its product as uncharacterized. Gene Ontology annotation, molecular function: sequence-specific DNA binding; DNA-binding transcription factor activity. The transcript has 5 exons. Lineage: Eukaryota; Fungi; Basidiomycota; Agaricomycetes; Boletales; Serpulaceae. The record is from RefSeq and is a predicted model, not a curated record. Bases 1 to 1827 code for a protein of 608 amino acids. Gene Ontology annotation, biological process: regulation of DNA-templated transcription.
AUGGCUGACCUCUACCCCCCCUCCUCCUACCCCUCCCGCCAACAGCAGUAUCCACGACACCACGACAACCAGUACCCCCAGCUCAACACAAAUGCCCUCGUCUACGGCCAGCAGAUCAUCUCCAACGGCCACUCCAGCUCCAGCACAGGCAGCCCAACAGACGACUCCCCAGACCACCCAAAGUCCCCAGACCACCACCAGCCCCAGAAGACAGAGUCGAAACCACAGGCUACCUUCCUCACAAAGCUAUACGCUCUCCUCGAACGCCCCGAAAAUCACCACAUGAUUCGCUGGGAUCCUGCUGGAGAACAUAUCAUCGUCGAGCGCCCAGAACAGCUUGCCCUCCAUGUCCUCCCCAGCAUAUACCGUCAAUCGAGAUUUGCCAGCUUCUCCCGGCAACUAAAUAUUUAUGGUUUCAUGCGCAAGGUAAACCUCCGUAACGUAGAUCCUGCCAUAGAUGACCCAGACGCGAGCACCUGGUCCCAUCCUACCCUCAACCGUCACUCUCCUCCAGAAGUCGUAGCAAACUUUAAACGCCGCGUUCCUCCUCGUCUCCCUAAACCCAGAAAACGUGAUGCACAGGAGGCCCCUACCAUCCCUCCUCCCCGUUCUGCCAUCGGCAUGGGCCCUGUCCCCCUCACCGUCCCAUCCUCUGUCGGUCCUCCCUCCCACAAGGGCCUCUCACAAGGUGGACGCGCGCGUGGCUUCUCUGCCCCAGGCUCAUUCACCCCUCUCAGUCAAGGUGGUGCUGCGGGCUGGGGCACGAGCUAUCCCCGUUCCGCCUUGCCCCCUCUCACCGUGCCCUCUGAUCCGCCCAUGUCGCAUCACAGCAUGUACAACAACCACCACUCCCACUCCUUGCACCCCAUCACCCCUACAGAUGACUCCCCCACCACUGGCGGCUUCAACUCGAUGGGUGGGGGCUAUUCCCAGCACUCCAACCGUGACAUGAUGGUGUCGUCCUCGCAAUACCCCUACACGGAGCAGAACUGGUCGUUCUCGCCCGUGAGCAAUAGCAGCUCCUCGAGUCACUCGGGCAGCUUGUCUUCGCUGCUCAACCCAAGCAGCACCGGAUACCCCGCUCGUCCUACCCCGACGAUCAACACCUCUUAUACCUCGUCCUUCUCGGCUAUGCCUAUGCACAACGACCACAGCGCCUCGUCGCUUUCCCCCGACAGCCGGCCUACUACCGGCUACUCGAUCUCGUCUGUCUCGUCGCUGCCGUACGACGACAAUGCGCCAUCGCAGCAUCAUAUGCACCACGAUUACUCGCGUCCCAACUCGAGUCAUCACCGUCCGAUCUCGCCCACGCGUCCGUCGUCGAGCAAGCCUGGCUACGUGAACGGUGGUUCCUUGAGCAUCCGUCGCCCUCGCCGCCACAGCCAGGCCAUGAGCCCAUACCCAAGCCCAUACGAGCAACACCCGUCUGAGCGUCCGUCGUCGUCGCCCCAGCCCUUGGACGAACACCAGGGUGGGAUGCCACGUGUACGAAGCAUGAUCCAGUUGCCAUCGGUGGAUUCUUACGGCUUCAACCCCAGUCAAGCUGAGUUUGCGUAUUCAGCUGUGCCUGGUGCGGUUGGCAGCACUGCGUCCAUCGAUUCGAUGGAUGGCCAUGGAUGGCACCACGGAGGUCGGUCUGUGCGCCCGUCGACAAGUGGAUCGUCUAUCAGUGCCGCAUCGCAUACGUCGUCGUCGCAGGCGAACACGCCCCCUCUGGGAGACAGCUAUGGUGGAGAGACGGACAUUAAUCGAUUCUCGCCCGACUUCGGCUUUGUCGCGAUGAAUGAACACCUUCCCCAUUAUACAAAAGUGUCAGGUGAACUCUAG